Molecule: messenger RNA, 501 nt
Organism: Myotis daubentonii (Daubenton's bat)
Lineage: Eukaryota; Metazoa; Chordata; Mammalia; Chiroptera; Vespertilionidae
Product: protein SSX1-like
Source: RefSeq, a predicted model, not a curated record
AUGUUCGUGAAACGACCAGAAUAUUCCAGAAGAUACGGCAUAGUAAUUUUGCUUCAUGAUAUUCGCAAAUACUUCACUAAGAAAGAUUGGGCAAAAGGAGAAACUCAGGAAUUAACCUAUGUGUGUAAGAAGAGAAACUACAACAUCACGACUGAUGUAGAUCUCAGGGCCAACCUCCCAGUUGGCAUGCAUCCUAAGAACCUGACCACAAAAUCUCCUGAGCAUGAUAUUGAUGAAGCUUGGAACCCCAGAAAUCAGGAUUUCUCUGAUACUUCAGAAGUGUCCCUGGACUUUGGAACAUUUACCAACAAAAAACAACUCUGCUUGGUCACCUACUUUAUGAAGAACAUUCUUAGGAAGCUUCUGAUAAAAGCAAAGGCCUCACGUCAGCCAAGGAAGAACACGCCACGGUCCAGGAAAGGCAAGACUAAUGUCUGGGUCCACAAGCUGAGACAAAGAAAGAACCUUGUGGUGUAUGAAGAAAUCAGUGACCCCGAUUAA